Messenger RNA from Cyclocybe aegerita, 387 nucleotides. The record is from the annotation of a GenBank genome assembly. Lineage: Eukaryota; Fungi; Basidiomycota; Agaricomycetes; Agaricales; Hemipholiotaceae.
AUGCUUGACAUACCUUCGACCUCCGUCCCAACCCAAAAUCGGCCGAGCACAGACGUCAGCACCGACAUUGCCUGUGAAAGCCCCCAACUCGACCCUCUCUUCAUCGCCAGCAUGUCCUCUUCAGUUCAUUCUCCGCCCUCCUCUAUCCCACUUAACGUCGUGGGCACGAUGGCCUCUCGAGAUGGAACUCUCUUUAUGUACGCCAGCACCGGCCAAGCGCCCGCCAACGCCUCCGCUGGGAUUCCUUCAUUCUGGUGUGACUUCGGUGCCAAAACGAAAGCUUUUUUCUCGCGUAGCUGGUCGGAUUUCGCUCGCAAACUGAGAGCUCUCAAGGCGAAAAUUCCGAAGACGACUGUCUUUAUCCCUGGAUUUUUUGCUGCCACCUAG